This is a messenger RNA of Drosophila serrata, 1299 nucleotides long. RefSeq lists its product as uncharacterized. Gene Ontology annotation, molecular function: DNA-binding transcription factor activity, RNA polymerase II-specific; zinc ion binding; RNA polymerase II cis-regulatory region sequence-specific DNA binding. Gene Ontology annotation, biological process: regulation of transcription by RNA polymerase II. NCBI's taxonomy places the organism in Eukaryota, Metazoa, Arthropoda, Insecta, Diptera, Drosophilidae. Gene Ontology annotation, cellular component: PcG protein complex; transcription regulator complex; nucleus. The record is from RefSeq and is a predicted model, not a curated record.
CAGUUUGUAUCAAUUUGACAACCCUGGGUGAGGCAGUGCUGCAGACGCUUUGUUUAUUUUCUCGAAUUUUUCCGACUGACUGCAAAACGGAGCCACCAUGCCCGAGUUUAUGCUGUGCAGAAUCUGCUUGACAGACCACAUUAACGCGGACACUAUGUCGCCUCUAUUUGACGACGAGGACGAAGAGUGUCGCGAGCUGGUCCGCAAGCUGGAGGAAGUGGUCAGCAUUAAGCUCGUGCCGUUGCAGGACAUUCCCAGCAUGUUGUGCCUGAACUGCUUGGAAAAGCUGACAAACGCGCAUGAGUUCCGGAGGCUGUGCCAGGUGGCGCUCACCACCAAUGUGGUCAAGGCCGAGCUAAAGGUCGAGCCUACAGAUGAGGUGCCGCACAUAGUAGCGGAGUACAUAUACGAGGCCACCAGCGAUUUCAUCAAUACCGAGGAGGAGGGCAUGGAGCUGGAGGCCAUGCUGGAGGAGCGCCUGGAGGACGGCAUUGCGGAAUCGGAGCAUCCGUACGAAAUGGAUGCCGCGGCGGAUGAACUGGACGAAAACGAGUUGCUGGAGCGGCAAGGCAGCGACAGUGACUACAAUCCCGGGGAGCACUGUCACAAGACUAAGGUGCGUAAGACCCGACACAGCAAGCGGGGUCGUGGACGACCACGCAACUCUGCUGGUGGCCUAACGCAAGGAAAUACCCAGGACAUGGCGUCUGUGCCCUUAAGCUGCAAGUCCUCACCCGAGGAGUCCACCACGAACAUCAUGUGCGAGAUUUGCGGCAAUAUCUACUCGAAGCGGGCGGCGCUGAACAUACACAUGCGUCGCCACCUGGCCGAAAAGCCGUUCGAAUGCGAAAUCUGCAGCAAAACGUUUGCUGGUCCUUCUGAGCUGAAUCGCCACAUUCGUGUGCACACGGGCGAAAAGCCAUUCAUGUGUAAAUACUGCAACCGCUCCUUUGCAGACCGCAGCUCUAACAUACGUCAUGAGAGGACCCACACGAACGAGCGACCUUUCACCUGCCCCACCUGCGGCAAAGCCUUUUCCUAUUCGAAUGUGCUUAAGAACCACAUGCUCACCCACACGGGGGAGAAACCCUUCCUAUGUCGACCGUGCAAUAAGAACUUCUCUCGUAAGCAUCAGCUAGAGCAGCAUAUCGGGACAAUGACCCACCAACUGACUAUGCGAAAACACCAGAAUAACGACGCUAUGCUAUGUACUAGUCCCUAACGAAUGCAAUUAACGUAAACCUUAUUAUUAUUAGUAAUUGUAAAUAAAAAGAGUACAAAUGGUCCGUUUACAAAGAA